AAGACGUACGACCGAGUGACCGAAAGAAUGAUACUGUCUGCAUACGCCAGUACUACGAACGGUGAUUGGGGAGCGAAAUAGUCGAGCGGUUAAUAAGAGAGUUAUCAUAUAUACCGGUGACGGUACUUCCUGGCUUUCUUGCUUUUAUUUUUGUGGAUUUACGCGCGUUUAAUUCGGUUCUGGAGGUGAAUUUUUGUUUGGAUGAUACGGACGUGACUUCAGUCAAGCAACAUGAAACGACUUGCAACAAAUGUCGUCAUUCUCUUGUGCGGCCUGUUUGGUGUAGCAACAGCUGAUGAUGGUGACUGGCAACCGUUGCUACAUGCUGACUCUUAUUAUGGAGCGAAAUCCUCUUUUGUUGAUGAAAGAGGGUUUGGAUUACUGGGAGGAGGAGGAGGAGUAGGAUAUGAGGAGACCGCACCAGAGCCGUCCAAUGAUCAAUGUGCCUUAUACAAAGUUGGAUUUACACAGGAUUUAUAUUUCCAAUAUAUCCAAUAUAAGACGCAUAUUCCCGAUUUGAAGGAAUUCACGCUGUGUUAUUGGGCCAAGUUCAAUAACCACUCCAAUGAUCAUCCGAUAUUUUCUUAUGCUGUUGACGGUCAACCAAGAGCGAUCUACUCCUGGAUCACCAACACCGAACGAUCCAGCUACUUCAGCAUGAACAUCGAGGGACACACUUUCUACCGUCUAAACUACCCCCUCAGACUGAACAGGUGGUAUCACACUUGCCAAAGUUGGAAUGGAAAAACUGGCGAGUGGCAGAUAUGGGUGAACGCCGAAAGGGUUGGACGAGGAUUCCAUAACAGGCUUGUGGGUCAUGUCAUCCCAGCAGGAGGCAUCGCCAUUACCGGCCAAUCACAAAGCCAACUAGGCGGGGGUUUCCAGGAAGGAAUUGAUGCACCUAAAGGCUCAGGUGGUAUGCUAGGCGAAAUAACCAUGCUCCAGCUCUACAGCGUCGCUCUGACAGCGGGAAAAGCUCACAAGGACCACAAGCACCAUCACGCCCACCAGUACGAUCAUAAUGGAAACAUGAUCACCACUCCAGCUCCCACGACCACAGUACGUUCCACACUACCCGUCCAUCCAUUACUCACUGGAGGGCAAUUGAACAGGAAUACCAGGAUCAAUUUUGCUGCCGGACAACAACCCCAAGUGAUCCAAGGGCAGGAGUAUAAGGUGGGAUAUGCGAAUGGACAAUUAGUUGGUGGAGUUGUAACCCAGCAGCUGACCAGGGGUGUACAACAAAGCCAAAUUGCGCAGCUGGCUCAGCUCACUCAGCAAGGGGUUCCUUAUUUGGGUCAGCAACAGUUGUUGCCCCAAGGAGCUGGCAGUUUUGGAAGUCAGUUUGGAAUACAAAGCAGUUUAGCAAACCCAGCUAAUGUCCAGUACAUCGACACCACUUACAAUUCUCGUAGUCUCUUUAAAAGACACAACGAACAAGAAGCUUCGGCAGCCGAGUCCUCUGAAACGGCCCUCGAACCUGAAGCUAUCGCACCUGAAUUCGGUGACAAAAUAGUCAAGAAACGUGAAGCCGAUGAAAAGAAACAGAAGAAGAGGGAGCUGUUUGUUGCUGGCGGCACCAUAUUUGAUGACGGUUUAACCAACUUGGGUCCAACAGUAAGCAAUCAACAGUUGCAGCAAAGUUUACUCUAUGGUUUGGCAGGUAUCGGUGAUAACCAACCGAUCCUGAGACAGCAAAAAGAGCGGGACGAGCGAGAACCAGCUGAAGCGGAAGUGAUGGCAGUGAUGAACAUUUGUUCCGGUUGUGAUGAAGAGCCGUUCGAUAAAGCGCUCGUUUUCGGUUGGAGGACUGUUCCGAAGAAACUGUUUUCUGGAGCGUUUUAUGGUCCGGCCGUAACGCAGUGUCGGGUGUUUUAGGGAACGCAUCUAAUUUUAGGUCUUUUUUUGGUGCUAUAAUAUGUAAGGGUAUUUGUAAGUGCUGGGAAACGUACGAGUUUCUUGGAGUUGUGGCUCGUUCAUGUUUAAUGUCGAAGCAGCACUAUAAAUGAGGCGUUAAGAAUCGUAGUGGCUUAACAUCAAAUAUAUUGAAGAAAUGAGUAUUUUACAUAUAAAAAUUGCUUCUUUUUUCGGUGGCGGUUUUUGUAAAGUUCCUAUAAGAUUUUUCAUUAAAAGUGUUUUGAUUUAUGUUUGUUAUUAUAAAUGUACAGCCAAGUGAAACUAGAUUUUUGGACUUAUUAUCUUACAUCUCUAAAGAGGUCUCAUAAGAGUAAUUUUUUAAUACAUGUGGAGUACACAAACAAAAUCAUAAAAAAAAAAUUGUAUUCUAUUGCAACAAUGGACUACUUAUUAUUAAAAUCAUUAAUUUUUUUAAGGUUUCCUUUAUCUAAUCAUAGUCAUUUUCUAGUUUUUCGUCCACCAGUUUGUCAAUGGCUGUAGCAGAAGUCUUAAAUUUAUUGUAAAAACCAUGAAAAACAAAUGAAACAUAUGCAAGAAGUUCAAUAGGACCUGGUUUCUUCCGUUUUUCUAUUGGGCCUCUCAAUAGAUAAAACAGAUCCAAAUUUUCAACGAGUUGAGUUUGAAUACUUAAAAUCAAAUUGGUGUUUAGUGUCAUUAGAAAAUUUAAUCCAUUGCAUUUUCAUUAAUUCCACCUUAGAACCUUUCUAUUAACAAUAGCAUCUUCCAGGUUCUUGGUAAAAAAAAACAUUUUUUAUCAUUUUCACUACUUGAAAUGGCUUUCGUUUGCACGCAGAUUUAAUUACAGUCAUCCAGUGAUCCGGUAUAUACAUGCAUGUUUAUGACACUUCUUUUCUUUUUCUACAAUACCGAGACAAAAUUUUUGCAAUAGUGAACAAGGCAAGACACAAUCUCUUGAGGACCUUUUGAUUUAUUCCAGAUAUACAUAACCACAGUAACACAAAAACCACUUUAGUUAGUCCAUAGUUGAUGUUAAAAGUAAUCCUGUGGACAGUAGUGGGAGUAGGCAAUGUCGUCAUUAAGUCAAAUGCAAUAGCAACUCUUUCAUUUUCUUUUACCGAGGCUUUUUCAUCAAUUCUUCUUUUUCAAUGUUUGCUAACUCCAUUUUUCGUGCUUUGAAGUUCCUUUUUUCUUCAUCAUUACUCAUUUUAAGUUUAUUAUUUAAUUCAUCGUAUUAACGACAGCUAAUUCGUUAAAGCAGCAUGAAAAUGAAGGUUAAAAUGAGUUGAUUGAUGAAGAGUAUUUAAAGAAGGGGCCGAAUAUUUUUUUUGGCCACUCUUAGCUCUGGAAAAAUCUGAUUCAAAAACAGGAAAUUAUUCUACAAAUUCCUUAACUUCUUGAACCUUUGGAUCAAAGGUUUUCCUAGCAGAGGGAUGUCUUCCUCGUUGAUAUAUUGGAGAAAUUCCUUCUGAUCUUUUAAGGAGAACCCUUGAUAAACUACCAUCAUAAAUCUGCAAAACUUAAUUAAAAAACUGUUUGCAGACUCUCACAUCACUACCGUUUUCAAUUGGUAAUUCAUAAACUUGUUAUACUUUGUUCAUAUUCCGUGAAUAGCCUGGUUUUUUCAUUACAUCCACUUGUCCAAAUAUUCAGAAUGGAUCAUUAAUAUUCCACAAAAACUUAAGAGCGUAUUCCUUUGGUCAAAAUAUUGAAGAAACUUCCUAUAGAUCUAUGACGUAGGAAUUUGAAUUCCAUUUUCAAUUUUUUCUAAAUAAUUUGAAAGUAAACUAGACUAACCAUACGAAAUUAGGUACGAGGAGGUUUUCUAAGGUGCUGAAUUUUAUUUAAUUCUUAUAAAAUCCAAGGUUUUUACAAAAGAAGUUGAUUGAACUUCGAAUUGUUGCGCAACUUGCCACUAUCCUAUUUCUUAAUUCUUCAACAUUUUCAAUUAGAGUAGUAUAAAUUAAUUGUUUUGAACAAGAAGAAAAAGUCUAAUAUCUGUAAGUCGGGAGAUCGCGAAGGCCACGAUUGUGUACCCAUUACUUUUUAUUUUUGUUUAUUAUUUUCGGCAUUUUUUAAGCAUUUUCGCAUAUAGGUUUAUAGGAAAUUUUUCAAUAUUUUGACUCAAGGAAUGCGCCCUUAAUUUUUUGUAAAGUUCUAAUGACUCAAGCUGUAUGUGACAACUGCAAGCCAAACUAUAAAAACUCUCUUAGAUUAUUCAACUUUAAUUAUUUUAGAGUACCAUAUUGAUGCAUUUAUAAACAGGAUCAUGCAACAGGAACAUUUUGUCCCCUUAAAUUAAUAUAAUCCUUUCCUGAGGCUCUUAUAAAUUUCCGUUUUCCAAUUUUCCUCCAGUCGUAUCCAUUUUCUUGCCUUUUUCCUAUAAAAUCUGGAUUUAUGAGAUUUACCAUCCGACUUGGCUUUGCUGGUCUGAAUCUGAUAAUAAUAAUUGGUAAAGGCUGAUAAUUAGACUCUUCCGAUAAAGUAUCUAAAAUAAACAAAUACACUUAGUAUUGUGAAUAAAUAUUAAAAAUAUUCAAGGCUUAAGUAAAGUACCGUAAACUUUUACCCUUUCGGUAAUUUUAUUUACUCCAUUCCCUAAACCUAACCUAAAGAAACCUGUUCAAGCAGAAGUGAUCAUUAAAAAAAAUUAAUAUUUAUUUAUUUAUACUUGUAUUUACGUAAUAAAAAGAACCUUACCUUGACUCGGCAUACUUAAAACACUUAUUUUUUAACACUAAUCUUAAUCUCACGAUAACCAACAUGUCUUAACCUAAACGCACGUAAAUAAAUGAUAGUGGCCUAAAGCGGGGAUAGUAAUGUACGAUAUUAAAGUAGAACUUGUGGCGACAUCUUAUAUAGGCGACUUUUAUCGAAUCUGUGGUUAUUCGGCAAACACUUUUUGCGUUGGCAACAACUUUUGAUUUUUGUGUAUUAUGCCUCUAUAAUUCUUAACGUCUCAAAUAUAUAAAUUACCUUCAAAAUUACUUCCGUUAUAUAGAUCGUGAAAGAAUUUCUCACGUAGUGUAGACUCGUUUGUACAUACACCUUAAUAGAAUUUAGAUAAUUUUCACUAUAGAGCUAAUUCAUUGUCCAUGUUUGCCAUGACUAAUAGUAUCUUAACGAUUCAAAUCAUCAACCUGAUCAUGUAUAUUUAUUAAUGUAAUAUUUAUUAGAGUGCCUUCAGUAGAUUACAAUUUUCAUAAGAACCAAUAAAUAUUAUGCAAUUUAA
Molecule: messenger RNA, 5107 nt
Organism: Anthonomus grandis grandis
Lineage: Eukaryota; Metazoa; Arthropoda; Insecta; Coleoptera; Curculionidae
Gene: b6
Exons: 9
Coding region: 232-1878 (548 amino acids)
Source: RefSeq, a predicted model, not a curated record